UUUAGUUAUAAUUUUAUUUGUAUUAACUAUCAGGAAUCAGUAGAGAAGCAAAGUGUUUUAACAGCUGAAGUGAUGGAAAAAAAUGAAAUAGUAACUUCUCUUCAAAAAAAAAUGACUAUAUUGCAAGAGCAAUGUCAUUAUGCAAAUAUGCAAAUUCAUUUUAAAGAGGGCAUCAUUAAAAAAAUGCGAAAAGAACUAAGACGAAUAGCUAAGUGUCUAUAUUCUAGUUUCUUUUCUUCUACUCAUAAUUGUUAUAACAAAAUUACUAUUGAUAAUCAAGAGAUGGAAUUUUUUUGUAAAUUAUGUGAAAAAAUUAUUGUAUCAAAAAUGAUGCAAACAUCUGCAAAGCAUAAAAAUAAUUCUAUUUUACAAACUUAUAUUGAAAAUAUUUUGGAUUGUAAUAAAUUAACAAAAAAUAUACCUACAAUGAAAACAAAAGAAAAUAAUUUAGCAAAUAAAACAAUAGAUUAUUGUGCAAACACUGAGUUUAGUAAAAUUAAUAUGUAUACAAAAUUUCAUAACAUUGAUAAAAAAAUUUUGAAAUACAGCAAAAAAUUGCCACCUUUUAAUAUAUGUAAACAAUCUUUGGACAACAAAAAUGUUUUUAUUUCUGAAAAUUAAAAUAUAUUGUAUAUACAUAUAUACUAAUCAAUUGAUAUAAUAAUGAAAAUAUUAAGUUCUUAUAUUAAUAUUAAAUAUAUAUAUAAUUUAUAAAUUUAAAAUCUUCAAUAUUAUAUUUCAAUAUGAUUGCCAUUUAUAUAAAAAUAUAUAUAUAUUUCAUUUAUUUAACAUAAAAAUAUAUAUAUUUCAUUCUUUUAACAUGCACAUUGAAAUCAAUACUUUAUUCAUAUAUUUAUUAUUUAACAUAUUUUUUGUUUAUAUUUCAAAAUAA
Messenger RNA from Apis cerana (Asiatic honeybee), 892 nucleotides. RefSeq lists its product as uncharacterized. Lineage: Eukaryota; Metazoa; Arthropoda; Insecta; Hymenoptera; Apidae. The record is from RefSeq and is a predicted model, not a curated record.